GGAAGGAGAAGGAGGAGGGGGAGGCGGCAGCCGAAGCAGAGGAGGGGAGCUGGGGCUAGAGCUUGCCUCCUUGAGCCGGGCGCUGGCAGCCCGACUGAGCCGCCUGCAUCUCCUCCUUCUCCAUCACCCUUUGGAGAAAGAAGAAGAAGAAGAAGAAGAAAGAAGGAGAAGUAGAAGAAGGGCUAUUGGGACGCCUGCUUUCUCUUCUCCUUUUUGGGGACCCAGGAGGGCGAUGGAGCCCCCAAGGAAAGGACCCUGGGACCCUCGCCUGCCUCUCCUUCCUCUCCAGGUGGAUUUAUAGAAGAGAAAGGAGACAUAGUCCGGGAGAAGCCAAGGGCCGGCAAAGGGACUCCUGUACUACUACUUUACUACUACUCCUUCUCUACUCUUGGAUCGUGAUUUCCUCCAUGUCGGCAGCAGCGACGAAGCCCCGGACUCCUUAAGCCUGGAGAAGGGCCCUAGCUUCCCGGGGGAUCUUGGCUGCUUCUUGGGGAUAAUAAUAAUAAUAGUACUCCUCCUCCUGCUACUCCUCCUACCUUGCCUUCCUGGGGGGCCUUCCUGCUGGUCCUCCUCGGCGGCGUUGGCGCUGCUCGGGGUCCGGAGCGGGGCCCAGGACCAUGGGAGCCCGCCGGGGCCCCUCUCUCCUCCUGCCGCCGCCGCUGCUGCCGCUGGGCCGCCGGUGCUGCUGCUGGGGCCUCUGGGUGCUCCUCUGCCGGACGGCGCUGGCCAGCUCCCUGGUGCUGGAGCCCAUCUACUGGAACUCCUCCAACUCCAAAUUCCAUCCUGGACAAGGACUGGUACUGUACCCAAAGAUAGGAGACAAACUGGAUAUUAUAUGCCCAAAGGUGGACUCUAAAACUGGUGGCCAGUAUGAGUACUAUAAGGUCUAUAUGGUUGAGAAAGACCAAGCAGAUAGCUGCACUAUUAAAAAGGACAACACACCUCUACUCAACUGUGCCAAGCCUGAUCAAGAUGUUAAGUUUACCAUCAAGUUUCAAGAAUUCAGCCCUAAUCUCUGGGGCCUGGAAUUUCAGAGAAACAAAGAUUAUUACAUCAUAUCAACCUCCAAUGGAUCCCUAGAAGGCUUGGAUAACCAAGAGGGAGGGGUGUGCCAGACAAAAGCCAUGAAGAUCCUAAUGAAAGUUGGACAAGUUCCCAAUUCUGGUGGGUCCCCCAAUAAUGCUGAUCCAACUAAACGCCCGGAACAGGAAGCUGGUACCAACGGGAAAAGCUCCACAACAAGUCCCUUUGUAAAGGAUCAUGCAGGUCCAAACUCAGAUGGGAACAAAGCUGGACAUUCCAGUAUCCUUGGUUCAGAGGUGGCCUUAUUUGCAGGGAUAGCUUCAGGGUCCAUUAUAUUCCUCAUCAUCAUCAUCACUCUGGUGGUUCUCUUGUUGAAGUAUCGAAGGAGACACAGGAAGCAUUCACCGCAGCACACAACAGCUCUGUCACUUAGUACAUUAGCCACCCCAAAACGCAGUGGGAACAACAAUGGGUCUGAACCCAGUGACAUUAUCAUUCCUCUGAGGACUGCAGAUAAUGUUUUUUGCCCACAUUAUGAAAAAGUCAGUGGUGACUAUGGACAUCCAGUGUACAUCGUUCAGGAGAUGCCCCCUCAGAGUCCAGCAAACAUUUAUUACAAGGUCUGAUGAACACUCAGUGGUGGUACCUUUGGAAACUCUCUCUCUCCUGUCAAAUGCUAUCCAUGACAUGGAGGGUGGGGUUUGGGGUGAUGAGCCCCUCUGCUAUAACCACUGGACCACGGGUGCAGUGGAGAGAACAGCAAGUCCCACCCUGAUGACAGAGAGCGAUUUCAAGAUGGACACCUUCUCUAGUCUGUAGAAUUCCUGCCUCGGUGAACAAGCAUUUCCUUGGAAGCUGGAAGAAUUUACAUAGAAGAUCCCCAUACCGAUUGCUGUUCAUCACCUUCUAAGCCAUGUGCUGCAGGCAUUCAGGCACGUAUAAAAAGCCCAGGGAAGAUGGAGCAACUCACAGAUGCUAAUGGUUUUAGGCAUUCUGGGAAAGAAGUCUUAAGUCAUCAAGCUUGAAAUGCAGCCCUGUGACUUUGUGUGUGCGCUUUUCUUGUAGCGCUUAAGGAUUUGUUAUACAGACCUUGGCUUUUAAGUAAGACUUUUGAUCAUUUUCUUGCUUUUAGUCAGUCCCUGUUGCAUUUUACUUUAAUUGGGUAGCACUCUGGCAUCCUUCAAUUCAGAAUUCUUUCAUGCCACAUCCUGCAUCACUGUUGGGAAGAUUAAAAUGUGUGUGUGUGGAGAGGGGGUUGUUUGUGUGGGCUUUUUUGUUUGUUUUGUUUUUGUUUACCAUUUCAUACUCCAUCAGUUUAUGAUAGCAGCCUCACUUGAAUGGUUAAUGCUUUGGGAGAACCAGGGCUUGCUACAAAGGGAAUCUUCUAGCCAAAAAAGCUAGCUUGUCAGUGAAGUCAAGAAUAUAAGGUAAAGGGUGCUCAGAGACAGAGAGGGAGGGGGGGAAAGGUCUGAUAGAAUGCUACAGCCUCUGGAGUAUCAACUGGACAAAGCCAAACAGUUUAGGUAGCAUAUCACUUUGACAUCUGGAGUUGUAAGCAGCAUCUGAGACACAGCAACACAAGCAGCUGAUUCAGGUCUGCACUGGAAGGAUGCCAAGGUUAUUCUCCAAUAGUAACUUGCAGGAGAAAAUAGUUUUUUUCUCUCUCAAAGUAGAAUGAAGAGUAUAAGUAGGUGAAUGUGCCUAGAAUACAAGACAGUAGAAGGCCAGUGGUGAUAUAUUAGGGCAGGACUGCUGUGGUACUGCACCAGCAAUAAGAUGCACAGCUUUGAUCUAGCUGUAGCAAAAUCAUUGUCUGCUUCAAAUGACAUUUGUUUGUUUGUUUUUAAAAAAGCAGAUUCAGCUGCUAUACUUAUCACAUUUAUCUAUUCACAGGGAAAAUGUUUAAGGAAACAGUAGCAUCUGACAUGGAACAAAAUCACAAGCUUAACAGUGAAGAGGGCUAUGAUUCCAUCACUUAUGCACACACGCACAUACACACAAACAUAUAUAUACACACACAGGCAUUCACAUCUCUAAAAACUGAUCAGGAUUUUCCUUUUUCCUCCAACCAAGCCUUUUAACACUCUGGUUUCUGGCAGUGCAUUUUUGAGGUAAACGUGUCCUAGACACUGCUGCUACUAGGGUUGUCUCUUUCAGAGUUAAAGCACAUAGGGUAAACUGCAUGGUCCAUAAAGAUGCAACACAUUUAGACACAAGAGUGGAGGAAGUAAGGUGUGACUUAUUUAUAAUAGGUGUAUAGAACCCAAGGGAUAUAAGUACUGUAGCAGAUUUUGUUAUGAUUACUAAUAUAUAUCUAUAUAUUGAGAUUGCACAGAAUCUAUACCAGAAGAUGUGAAAUUCAUCUGUGACAAUGAAAUCAAUCCACAAUUGUGUCAGCAUUAUUAAGCAAAACAACAGUGUAACUACUGGGUGGGUGGGGGAAUAGCUUUGCUCCAAAAAGGACAAUACAGAGAGGAAAUGCAAAAAUAACCAAGCCCUCUAAGCUGUCUUGCAUAAGUAGUAGAAUAGGAAAUAUGACCCCUUCCUCCGAAUCAUGAAGUCAGUGUAACUGCAUCAUGUAUUUUAGCAACAAAAUAUUCUGCUGUGGGUUUAUAGUUCUGUUUUUGUUUGUUUCUGACUUUCUGUCCCUUGCCUUAUGAGAUGGCGUAUUUGAGUUGGUGACAAGUAGGAGAGUUUCGAUAUCAAGUUUUCUGCUUGAAGUAUGGCGGUUGUCCUGCCUCCAACCUCUCUAUAUCCCGGGGGGAAUAAAUCUACUUUUUUAUGUGCUAUGCAAAAUAGAUGUCUUUUCACAUAGUCCCGUUCCCAUAGCAACACUUCACUUUCUGGACUGGAAAGGACAUGGAACUACAGCAUUUUAAGGGUCUCAGGCUUCCACUGAGCACGUGCAAAGAUGUACUGUCAUAGAAAUGAUUACUCUCUGUAUUUCCUGAACCUGAAAAUGAUGUUGGUCCAAGAAGGAGAGACGGAGGGGAGGGAAGGGGAGAGCGGAGAAGAAGCAAGGUUUUUGUGGGAAGUUACCAUGGUAACUAACUACAAUACAGAUGCAGUUCUUUCCUAAAGACGCCUUCUCUGUGAAUCCACCCAUGCAAGGUUUUUCUUCUAAGUUAUUAAGAUUUUAUUUGGGGGGAAGGGAGAAAUAGAUGGGCUUGAUUCCCCCCUCUUUAGAAUAUUAUUUAGUUGGUUGGUUACAUUCUGAUUAUGUUCUAAACCUGGGGGAGAGGAUAGUGGACAAAUCAAUGAAGAGCAGCCUAGAACUGAUUGGGGAGGGGGGGAGAAGACCCCCGUGUAUCUGUGUUGUGUCUUGUGCAGAAUAAUGACAAUCUAACCAACUGUACCUUUAGUUGGUGUUUGGUUCAGCUUUGAAAAGUUACUGUAAAUGCCUUGCUUGUGUUUACCCCUUGCCCACCUAACUUUUUUGAAAUUUUCACCAUGAUGUCUAAGAGAGAAGAUGCUGUAAAUACGUUCAGAUUUACUGUAUAUGGAUUUGGGGUGUUACAGUAGCCUUAUUCACCUUUUUAAAAUAAUUAUAUAAUAAAAAUACACAUGGAAAUGAGAAUAAACAUCUUUUCUUAACCGGAUUGUGUAUAUAGAGCAACAUUGGUUUUUUAUAAAGUCUAAGCGAGAUGUUUUGUAUAAAAUCUGACUUUUGCUAUGUAUUUAGCUACAGCUUGUUUAAAGGCCGUGUCAUUCCCCUUUGCACAGUAUCCAGGAAAAAAAAAGGAUAAGGUAUAAAAAAGGUUGCCAAAUUGCUGCAUAUUUGUGCUGUAAUUGUGUACCAUGAAUAUUUAUUUAAGAAUUCCUUUGUCCAGUUUGUAAGUAACACAGUAUUAUGUUUGAGUUAUAAAUAAUUUUUCUUUCCUUUUUUUAAAAAAAACUAGACUGUCAUAGAUUUUGAAAUCUGCUUUUGUUCUACAUUGCAGUUAGCCCCUUCCAGAAAAUGAAAUCUAUGAAGAUCACAUUCCACUUCUGUUUCAAACUGAAUUCAUUCUUUUAAAAAAAAAUAAAAUAUUUUUUUCCUAUGGAAA
This is a messenger RNA of Sceloporus undulatus (fence lizard), 5069 nucleotides long. It is a transcript of the gene EFNB2, whose product is annotated as ephrin B2. The record is from RefSeq and is a predicted model, not a curated record. Gene Ontology annotation, cellular component: plasma membrane. Bases 618 to 1649 code for a protein of 343 amino acids. NCBI's taxonomy places the organism in Eukaryota, Metazoa, Chordata, Lepidosauria, Squamata, Phrynosomatidae. Gene Ontology annotation, molecular function: ephrin receptor binding. Gene Ontology annotation, biological process: axon guidance; ephrin receptor signaling pathway; blood vessel morphogenesis. The transcript is spliced from 5 exons.